AUGGAGCCAUUGGAGAGGAGAUGUAGUCAUUGCGAGCAUUGUAGUCGUUGGAGGUGUAUAAGGGAGAAUUGGAUUACUAAAUGGAUUGUAGCCAUUGGAAACACGCAUGAAAUAGAGGGUGUCAUUUUAAACCGAAAAAACCGCAAAAACCAACCGAUAAUUUACCGCAAUGAAACCGCAAUCGCGAUAACAUCGGUGCUCAAACAACACAACGAGGUUCUUCAAAUCCACUCACCACCAACACUUGAGUUUGUAACUUUAGUUUGUAACAUUUGUGCAUUGCAUUUUCCUUUUAGUUUGUAA
Prunus armeniaca (apricot) is the source of this 303-nucleotide messenger RNA. The record is from the annotation of a GenBank genome assembly. Lineage: Eukaryota; Viridiplantae; Streptophyta; Magnoliopsida; Rosales; Rosaceae.